CAAAGGAUAAGUCGCUCCACAACAUUGGCGCUUGAACCCUCGAAUGCCUAUGGCGUCACAUGUUACAUAGUUACUUCUUAUAUCGUAAUGAAAUCAGAUCAUUUCCGAGUGAAAAUACGGUUUAUCAUAUUCUGCCUUCAGCACCAACAUUUCAGAAGAUAUGAGUGCACACACUCAGUCAACUCCUGUGUGCAGGCAGACAGUGCCAGCUGGUCAUAUUUUGGUAUCCAAUAGCUGGACAGGAACUCAGCUGGCUGGCUACCUCUCAAAGUAUACUUCGGUGUUGUACUCAGAUGGUCUUGGAAUUGUUGACUUUUAUCCAUCAAGAGAUGCAGCAGUAAUAUUUGUCAGUGAAGCAGACAUCAUUUCUGGAAUCAAUUACAGAAGACGGAUAGUUAGAUUUCGACAAGCCAACACGUCUAUUAGAGGAAGUGUUAUAGCUCAGAAUACAUCUCUUACUCGUGACCAGUUCUGCAUACUCCAAAAAUUUGUGAGUGUUGAACUUGGUUUAGCAAUUUUGCCCAUCCAGACUAUUGAGGAGGCUGCACAGCUGCUAGCUCAGAUGGUGACAUGCGAAGCGAAGUUUAAUUCAAAUCCAUUUCGAAUGAAACCAAAAACAGCAAGUACUCCAGAUGUUGACUUGCUGAAAACAAUGACAGUGAUUCCUGGCUUGGGAGAUAAACGUGCUCGACAAAUUCUUCAACAUUUUGGCUCUUUACAAGAGAUAUCUAAUACGUCACAAGAGAAUCUUGAAAAAGUAGUUGGGGCUGCUACAGCAUCCUCUGUUUACAAAUUCUUUCAUCAGUCAUUUCUUUUAUGAAAUAUUUGUAAUAACUAAUGAUUGAACAGUGUGAGAAGUUAUUUUCCUAAUGUACUGUACUGUAUGUAAUUUUUUAAAUUAAACUCAGAAGAAACUA
This is a messenger RNA of Procambarus clarkii (red swamp crayfish), 917 nucleotides long. Its product is annotated as Fanconi anemia core complex-associated protein 24. The record is from RefSeq and is a predicted model, not a curated record. Gene Ontology annotation, cellular component: Fanconi anaemia nuclear complex. Lineage: Eukaryota; Metazoa; Arthropoda; Malacostraca; Decapoda; Cambaridae. Gene Ontology annotation, molecular function: chromatin binding. Gene Ontology annotation, biological process: interstrand cross-link repair.